AUGAUGAGAAUUUUGUAAGUAUUUUGCCAUUUUAAGUGCUAAGUCUGUUGCAUGUAAAAAGUAGACAAAAUAUUUUUAACAUUUGUCAAAUUAGAAGUCAAUUAUACAAUUAUCAUUUUAUAUAUUAAUUGUAGCGUGUGCAGUUUGCAUGUGAAAUGCCACGUGUCACGGACAGUCGAACACGCUUUCUUUCCAAAUAAGACGGUAAACACGAAGCUCUAGGAAGAUGUUCUGUGACUGGUUGAUUAUGACAAUGACAAAAGACGUAAUUUGGCUUACAUAAACAAAAGGAAUAUUGUUCUUGCUUCGUUCUUUAGAAAAUCCAUUAUAUAGCUUUAAUAUUGUCAUUGACUCAUUGUUAUAAUCAACCAAUCACAGAACAUCUUCCCAGAGCUUCGUGCCGACCCAAAUAAUAAAUGAAGUUUAUAACUUUUUAAGUUUUAUAUAUAUAUAUUUAGCUUCCAGAGUAAAAUAUUUUAUCAAGGUAGCAUGAUUUUGUUUGCAUCAUAGAAUCUAUGUUGCCUUUAUCUAUUUUCAUUGCAUAAAGCAUUGUGCAAUUUGAUGGCCGGUAUCAAAAAAUCUGCAUGCAAAAUAAUGAAAGAAAAACACUUUGUUCUUUCACUGCAAUACCAAUUAAACUAAAGUACUUAUGCCAAAAUACGAUUUCAAAACAUAAUUAAGUUACACUGAACCGAAGUUCUAUAGUACUGUCUAUGUUAUCCCAUGUGGAUCAGAUGUGAGAUAUAACAUUGAUUUGACAUAUGUGGCACCCUAAUUGUUAAACUAUAUCACUAAUGUCCACAUAUUGAUGGAAAGUUUGGAGACCCCUCCUCAGAUUUCAAAAAUUUAAUAGUAAGGCCAUUUAAAAGAUAUCUCUGUUUUCAUGCCGCAUGGAAUUUUAUUUAUUUUUUAUGAAAUCAAACUUGUUAUUUUCAGCAGACUUGCGAUGAAUAAAAAAUUUUUGGUAUCUAAACAGUGUAGUUAACUCAACUAGAAAGUUGCAACAGUAUUUCAUAAAAAUUACUAUGAGCAUGUUUACAAUAAAUGUUACAUUUAAGUUUUAUAGAUGAUAUAAUUGGUUUAGGUGCACUACUGUACUUUAAUCUGAUGGAUCAUUUGUCUUAGAUAUUGCAUUGUUUGCGACCUACAGUAUUUAAUAAAUUAAAAUUGAUGUUUUUUGUUUAGGUAUCCUCAUUUUAAUUUUUUGGGACUCUUAAGGAAACCAUGUGAUGUUAACCUAAGAUAUUUGGUAGGUAUAUUAAUGCUGCAUUUCAUAUCUCAAAUGUGGGGUCUAUAGUGUGCUGUAGGUAGUAUUCCACAAUACGCUGCUGUGGUUUGUGUCCAAACUACCUGAGAAAAAUAGAUCUCAAACGUGCGGGCCCAGUGUACAGGAGCAGUAUAUUAAAAUAAGCUGUUGUGGUAUAGUGUCUGAAUUACUGUACCUGAAAAAGAUAUCUCGAAUGUGGUGAUCCAGUGUAGGUAGUAUUCCACAAUAAGCUGUUGUGGUUUGUGUCUGAACUACCUGCAUGAAAAAGAUAUCUCAAACGUGGUGGUCCGGUGUAGGUAGUAAUUUUCUACAAUAAGCUGUUGUGGUUUGUGUCUGAACUUCCUGAAAUUGAUACCUAUCUCAAACGUGAGGGUCCAUGCAAUCUCUGUAGGUAGUGUUUUACAAUACAUUGUUGUGAUUUGUGUCUUUAAUUUCAUAGUCCAAAUUUAAGACUGAGUGAAAAUUAGUGUCACACAGGGUUUGAGAUUGGAAUUUUUUCCCGGAAUCCAUUGGAUCCCAACAUAUCUUAAUCUGGUACCUGUAUCCAAAUUGAAAAUCCUGGUAUCCAAUUAAUAUUCUCAAAAUAAAAAUGUAUGCUUUCAGUGUACCAUAUAUCAUUUAGUUGCCAUGACUUGAAAAGUCAUAAAAUGUACGAGGUUUGCCAUUGCUAAUGAGAGAGUUUGAUGUUAACAGAAACAUUAACUAGAUGUACAUACAAUGUCGGAACUUUUGUAAUAUUGUCUUAAUGAGUCAACAUGUGGAGAUGAAAAUGGUUUAGGUAUGCAAGACCCUCUAGGAUACCAAAUUUCAACAUCUGAUAUCCAAGUAUCAUCAGGAUGCCACUAGGAUAUCGCAAAUCUCAAUAUCGUUAAAUACUAACAAGGUAUUUUAAAAUAAUUGUACUGUAUCUUCCUCGUAGAGUUCCACCCAAAUAUGGUCCUCAACAAUAUGGUCCAGUCUCUUAUCAAAUAAAGACAAGUCAAGUGAGAUCGAAGCAGGACAAGAAACAGUUGAUGUGCACAAAUUACGAGAUACUCUUAUCAGAUCAAAACAGCCACGAAAAUCUAUUGGAGAUGGAGACAUAUUACCAGAGGUAAAGCUGAAUGGCACUGGCACUUCACAACAAAAAUACUGUAGGCAGGGAAGAGUUUUGGGUGGAGCUAUUUGUUGUUGGAAAUCUCAGUUCUUUUGUCUUUGGUGUCAUGCAAUAUAUAGCCAGCUACCAAUUGAUGCUUUGAUCCAUGGUUUUACCUUCCACCUUUCCCCAUCCAGAGUCUGUCACUGGUAAAGCUUAUUUUGGUUUUUGAAAUUAGUUUCAUGAAGUUUUCUAAUUGUAAAAAAUUCAGACAAAGCACAGCAGGUUAUAUAAAGUUCUGUACAUUUACCUCAACCUCUGGUGGUGCAUGGGUGCUGUUCCUUUAGCAUCUGUGAGUAGUUCCUUUAGCGUCUCCAACUUCAGUGGCAGCAGAAGGGUUUUAUUUUUUUGGGGGGAGGGGGGGGGGCUUAUUUUCAGCUCAGUUGGAUACUGUAGUUUUCAGCUAAGUGCAAACAUGAUAGGCAAAAGAUGGAAAAAGCUCAUAUAUGACAUGCUUUUUAAUUAACCAAGACAAUUUAGGCCAAGUAAAAAAAAUUAGUAAUUUCUCGUCUCCACCCGCAUCCUUUUUCCCUGCCACAUGGAUUUUUCUCUUUUCAGUUAUAUUCGAGCCUUUCAAAGAAUUUCCACUUACAUAUUUCGGGCAUUUUGCACCUUUCGGCAUAUACUUCAGUUGCCGUUCGGAACUUUUCGUCAACUCUCGCUUGCUGUUCGGUACUUCGCGCUGCUGUUCAUGCAUAUAUUGUUAUUUUGGUGCCAUAUUGCAUACUAAUGUCUAUUUUAUUAUAUACCUGUAUUUACGUUUUAUGAGUAAACGUCAAUAUUUGCAUGUGUUUAUGGGUUGUUUGGUAAACUUUAAGAGCAAUAUUUGACCAAAAAAAAAGCGCUUGCGUUCUCCUUUUUUUUUUCAAAAUUUGGACAAGAAACUACUAAUUUUUUUUACUUGCAUGGCCUUAUAUAAUUCUUAAUCUAUUUUUAGGGCAGCUAACAGUAGUUCCACUGUGAAAACUGUGAUGGGUGCCGAAACCCCCCUAGCUGAAAUUUUCACUUAAGGAUUUAAUCGACCACACUGUUGGUGAUUUUGUUCACCUUUUUAAGGCAACAAUCAAGAAUCAUCAUAUUACUGUACGUCUUACUCUGAUCUUUUUUUGGGAAGCUUAGCCCCUCUACUUUUACUUCUGGGGAUGGGGGGUGGGUCUAUAGCCAAUAUGUCCAACUACACUAAAAAGUUGUUUAUGAUGUUUUUUAGACUUUAGCAAGUGACUUUUGCACCUAUUAUCAAAAGAUUAAAUCAAAGGUAAAUGGAUGUCAUGUAAAGAUAAUAUUCUCUCCACUUGUCAAAUUCUCCCCCUAAAUAUUUGCUCAUAAAUUCUACAUUAACUGGACACAUGGACAGAUAGUCCAAACCUUUUGUAUGAAAAUACUAAUGAAUAUACUUUCUACUCGGUAAUAUGACUGUAUUCAAUUUUGUAAAUUUUUCACAUGUUUCUCAAGCGGCAAACAAACUUAAAAAGUAUGUUUAGUGCUUUAUCUGCAAAAAUGAAGAGAUUUUAGAUGGUACACCAAAGAGAGAAUGAUGUCUGAAGUUCAGUAAGUUUUGCUUAUAUUGCUGUACAAAUAUGGCGUCAAUUCAGGGUGUUAAUUUUUUCUGAUGAGGAAGUGCAUUGCGUUUUAUUUUAUUUUAUAUUAUUAUAUCAAAGAACUUUUAUUUACUUUUUCCCAUUUAAUAAUUAUUUUCUCAAAAUGUGUCGCGUUUCAUUCAUAUUGGCCAUUGGGUGUGUAUUCACUGAAAUGAAAUGUACAAAACAAAGUGUAAUCGGUGUGCAUCCGUGUUCACUCACAGGAAAUGAAAUAUACAAAACGAAGUGCCAUCGCCCCAUCGGCUGCAUUUUUCAGUGUUCAUUCAGUUACAAAACCAAGCUACCGUUGUUUGUGUCUAAGGAGAAACACGUUGGAAAAAAACAUUAUUUAUUCCUACACAAGGACUUUGAUCGGUCGAAAAAACUUUCCCAAUUUACGUUUAAAGGACAAAACUUUUUUUUCUGGCUAACACCCUGCAAUUUAACAGCAUCAAUGAUAAUUAAUUCGGUAUUAAAUUGACAAUAUUUUACUAUUAUUUUGUGUUUCUCAACCGCCAGAUACAUUUAAAAAGGUUGCUAUAUAACUGCAUGUGUAAGCUACAAAAUAAAGCUAAAACAAAGUAAUUUUGAGAGGAACAAACAGCCCCAAAGGGUAUUGGGCUGUCAAUUUCCCCCGCGUAAUGCAAAAUGACUGAAAAACGGCAAACUUUGCAAGGCUAUAUUAUCCGCAUUUUACAACAUUUCGCAACGAAACUUUGGAAUAUUACUAAUUUUGUGAUGCUUUUUCAAGCUGUCUAGACUUGUCUAGAUCAAAAUUUAGUCUAUUACGCAAGUGGUCAAUCGGUUAACUUUUUGUUUAAUAUAUGACAUAUUGUAGGUUGACAAGCUUAAAGUGUUCGCAACUUUUGCACAAGAUUUUGGACUGAACCAUGAUAUGAUAACGAGUAUCGCAGAUGACAUAAAGAGGAUGAAGGUAACAGACACACCUAGGGAAAUUUUAGGCGAACCCUCCUUCCUCCCCAUUGGAUAUACAGACUCUUGCCAAUAAAGGGGGGGGGGGGCAUGUUAAAUGGCAAUCCCAAUUCUGUGUACAUACAUAUAUAUAUGGAUUAGUACAACAACUCAUUAAACAUUUUUUUAUUUCAAAUUUUUUUCAUGAAUUAUCAAUGAGCUUUACAAUGCCAUUAAACACAACAGCACCGAGCUCAACAAGUAAAUGGUAGUUUACUGUUCAAAUCAAAUCGAUUAAUUAGUUCUAGCAUCUCUAAGCUUCUUUCAAAAAUGAUCAUGUUAAUGUGUCAGUCCGUAUUUUGCAAUCAGAUGAUCCGUAGCUUUGUCUUGAUGUUGGCAGCAGCAUUCCAUGGAAACCCUGUCGAUUUCGCCUUGUGAAUCUUUGUAGUAAACUGUGACUCUGACCAUGCGAACCGUCUUUUUGUCUCCUGGCGUUUUUCAUUCACACUCAUUUCUCAUCAGGUUGUGACUGAGCUGUGUCACGUCCACACGACCUGUUAGAACUUUCUUCGAAGCCAUUGAAAUUGUCAGCAAUUAUAGAAUUGAAUUCAACUGUGAACUGUAGUUACAGUGUACAUGUAUGUUCCCUCGCGGAUUGUGAAACUUGCGUUUAUAUCUAAUACGUUUAUAUCUAAUACGUUUAUGUCGUAUAAAUAUCAUGUGAUUUUGAUUUGAAAAAUCAGGAAUAGCAUAUUUCUAAGAAAAAUCCCAUAUAAACGACAUAUAUCAGGCAUAGCAUAGCAUCAUUCAAAGAAAAUUGCUUUUCUAUAACCGACAUACAUUUUCUGAGAAAUCAAGAAUUUAGCAUCUUUCUAAGGAAAAUGCUACUCUGUAUAUAAACGACAUGCAUAUACAUGUAUUUUCUAAGAAAGCAGGCAUAGAAUCUUUUAAAGAAAAUUGCUAUUCUACAACCGACGUUCAUUUUCUGAGAAAUCGGGAAUAGCAUCUUUCUAAGAAAAAUGCUAUUCUAUAUAAUACGAAGAAAAACGCUAUUCUAUUCCAUAUAUAUACAUGUGUUUUCUAAGAAAGCAGGCAUAGUAUCUUUCAAUGAAUGUUGCUAUUCUAUAAACGACGUAUAUUUUCUGAGAAAUCAGGAUAGCAUCUUUGUUAGCCAUACAUUUUCUGCUUUUCGAAUAGCGAUUACCGGAACUUCUAUUGUUAGUGCGUGUCGAUUUCUUGAAACGAUUUAAUUGAUUUGUGAACUCACGAGCAAGUACUCAGAAUGCUUUAGUCAAGUAUCAUGGUUAAAUAUGUAAACAUGUCGAGGUUGUUAAUAUACAGCCAUAUUUUCAAUUAUACUGUACUUUAACAAGCAAAUUUACUGUACUGUGCUACAGCAACUGUCCAGUCAUGCAUACGUGAUAAAAAGCCUAAACUUGUUAAACGUGUACAAUGUUAAACGUAAAAAGCCUAAAAUGUUAAACGUAACAAAACGGUGAACAUGCAAAUUCGGCCAUCUCAAAUAAUGGUAAUGUUGGGAUAGUAGCGUUGCAGACUGCAGAGGAGAGUGGGCAGUAAGGUUCCCUCAUGCACCACCCCAUGGAAAACCUGCACCCCUCCUUGAAGAUGAGGCUCGCCCCUGAUGGCUCUUUUAAUUUAUAGGAACGUGGACUAAACUCACAAUUGAAACUUGAAGAGAAACUACAGCAUUCGUUGGAACCACCUUACAUAGUUUUGUUAUCUUACAUUGGUCGUCAAGAGGGAGGAGUAAAGUUUAUAGUUGACCUGAGAAAAGAUCUUUUGGUAAGUGAAAAUUACAGUACUAGUCAAUAUUCUUUACAGUAAAAGAUGAUGUAUUAUUAGUAAUUGACUACAUAAGUGCUUCAAGCUAUAGUUCAAAAGAUCAUGUAAGUAAAUGUAUAAUAAAUCCUUCCUAAUUUUUUGCCUCUACAGUAGGAUGGCGGGGGUGGGGGUAUAGAUGACAGUUAUACUGUGAUUAAUAUAGCGGGUAGAUUGUACAUAUAUAAAAACGCGCAAGUUGUUUCAGAUCUGCAAACAAAUUGUAACAAGGUUGUUGUCAAGCCGAUAUCAGGACGUGUUUGCACUGCUUAUUCCCACCUGUUGUGACAAGUCUGGAACAAGUUGUUAUCACCUUGUUACAAGGUUGAUGACGGUGACAGGUUGUCCCAACAAGACUAAUACAGGCUGUUCUUAACAAGUUGCUAAGAUCUUGUUGUCAGGAACUUGUUAACCACUUGUUACGUGCAGACGAUACCAGACAUGUUGGAACAACUUGUUGCGAGUCUGUUGGCCUCAUCAACCUUGCCUACAAAAUGAUAACAACUUGUUCCAGACUUGCCAACAACUGGGAACAAGCAGUACGUUAUUUCUCUACAAUACUUCACUUUUCGUCUUCUAGGAAAUUCUCUCAGAUCGUGAUCUGGAUUGCGCAAGAGAUGAAUUAAACGCAGUGAAUCACAACAUCAGACAUCUGUUGUCCAUGUGGUUCUCAGUUGGUUUUCUUGAUAUGGAGCGUAUGACUUGGCAGUCACCUUGUGAUAUCACAGAAAAGGUACAAUGAAGCUCUGGUCUUAUGAGAAUGAGAAUUUUUGAGAAAUGGCAAGCGAGAGUUUCAAUGAGAGUUUUCUUACUGUAACUCUCAUGCCCCGGACGAACGAGAACAAGAGUUGCAUGAGAGUUGACUGGAUAUUACCAGUCAAACGACAAAAAACUCUCUUAAACAUUUGAACCAGUUUAAAGUUGAUGACGGUGGAUGAGUGGUGGUGGCCAAACGCGAGCAAGAGUUGCAACUCUCAUCAACUUUCAUCCUCGUUUAACCCGGCCAAAAGGGAGCUUUUUUUAGCAGUGAUCAUUAUUAUUGGUUCAUGUAGCCCUGUUGCGACUGAGAUAUCUUCUUCAGGUAGUUCACACACAAACCACGACAGCUUAUUGUAGAAUGCUACCUACACUGGACAACCACGUUUGAGAUAUUUUUUUCAGGUAGUUCAGACACAAACCGCGACAGUUUAUUCUAGAAUACUACCUACACUGGACCACCACGUUUGAGAUCUCUUUUUCAGGUAGUUCAGAUACAAACCACGACAGCUUAUUGUAGAACACUACAGUACAUACACUGGACCACCACGUUUGAGAUAUCUUUUUCAGGUAGUUCAGAUACAAACCACGACUUUAUUAUAGAAUACUACCUACACUGGACCACCACGUUUGAGAUAUUUUUUCAGGUAGUUCAGACACAAAACCUUUAUCUAUUAUUGCUGUGAAUACUACCUAUGUAUACUCGACUGCCGCCUUCGCUGUUGCGAAAGUUGGGGACUUUUGAUCGGUUGACAUGUAACGUUAUUUCUUUCUCUAACUGUAUCACAGGUAGCAAACUACGAGGCGGUGCACGAAGUACGUGGCUGGAUGGACAUGAAGAAACGGAUUGGACCAUAUCGACGUUGUUAUGUCUUUAUGCAUCCCAGCAUGCCUAGAGAACCCGUGUGUGUGUUGCAUAUUGCACUUAGAGAUGAAAUCCCCGGAAGUAUACAGGUAUCUGCUGUGAUUUGUGUGAACCGUCUGUGUGCAUUUGAUGAUAACAUCACACAACUUGGCAUAAUGUUAGGGUACACCCUAAGGAUAUUUUUGGCUUUAGAGGCAUUACAGAUUCGCUCCUGGUUGCUGCAAAAUUUUGAAAUAAGAAAAACAAAAUUUUGUGGUAACCAGGAGCUAAUCUGUAACGCCCCUAUAGCAAAAACAUGUCCUUAGGGGGUAUACCCUAACAUUAUGCCAAGAUUAAUUGGCUCAUCUCAAAUUUCAACUGUUUAUGUAGAGAAUUUUAAAAGAAAAAAUUCCCAGCGAUGAACACGAUGUUGAAAAGAAAAACACUGCGGUCUUUUACUCAGUGUCGUCAACCCAAAAAGGUAACUCAAUUAUCAUAAAAACUAUCAUUAAAUUAUGUUCAUUUAUUGGGCCUAUCGCUGCAACCUCGUCCCCAGGGCAUUUCGCCUCCACGGAUGAAGGUCGGCGAAAAUUGUACAGCAAUAUAAGCAAAACUUACUGAACUUCAGACUCUUAAUAAUUAAUAAUUCUCCAGGUUUGGCAGAAAUUGAUUUGGGCAACUCGUUGAUAAAGGAAGCUGUUAACCAAUUGAAACACGACCUGCCAAAUAUUCAGACCUUUGUGUCACUAUCUCCAGUACCAGGCUUUUAUAAAUGGUUGGAUUAUAAGUUGAUGGAAAAUUCUGAAUCGUCUGUCAUCGCUAGGAUUAUGGGUAAGUCAGUUGAAUGGUGAAGAAAUCAUUUUCUUUGUGCGAGUACAACACGAUCGGAAAUCGCGGACUUAUCAGACGUCUUAUCAUUAAACUGGUUACCAGUAAAGGAAUAAUGUGAAUGGAACAUUCUGAAAAUUUGUUAUAAAGCGUUUCAUGAUGCAAACUGGACAAAUUAACUAAAACUGCAAGUAGUGGAACAUUUUCGAGUUCUUAGAUCGAGCAGUUGCUUUCAAUUUCAAGAACACAUUACAGGACCAGCCAGCACAUCGUUUUAAUGAUUUCCCUGUAGAAAUUAGGGACUGUAGAGACUACCGCGAGAAUUUUGUAAAAAGGCCAAUAACUUCUUAGUAUUGAAAGCACAUGGUUAAGACUUGGCUAAACUUUGAAAAACUUCGAACACGUUAACAGUUAUAUUGCAGUAUAGUAUUGGUAUAUAGUUUGUAGAAUUUGUAUAUAAUUUAAUUGUAUUUGUAUAUUUUACAUGAAGUAAAGUUACUUAAGAUGUACGUUGUAAAAUCUUUUCAGAUCAUGAAAGUAUUGACAUUGAAGACCGAAAGAUUCUUGAGAAUUGUUUAAAGGAACCGUAUAACUUGAGUUUCAAGGUGCUCACAAAGCCUUUUCUGAUGUGUUUUUCAAUAUUUUCUUUAGGCAACAAUCCAAAGCAUGUUUCAAUGAAAUAAUUAUACCCGUUCUUAGAUUAUUUUAUUUUCCAGACACUCAUAAGCACUCCAUUAUGGUUGAAGAACAACGAAUUAUGUGAAGCUCUAAGAAAACCAAUGAUGGAAAUAUGUUCUAGGUAUAUUGUAGCCUUCCUUAAUUCUUCUUAAAUGCUUACUUAUUUCUAAUUGUUACUGUCGUUCCAAUUGAAGUGUUGCUCAAAUAUUGAUUCAAUACAUUACCUCCGGCUGACCAAUUCAUUUCAUCAAGUUCCUCGAAAUAUUCAUACACUUCCUAAUAUAAUUGUAAACUUCCUGUUGAAUAGUUUGAAUGCACCAAUCACCUUAGUUGUUUGUGCAACUAACCAAUCAUAAAUAGAAAGGAAGUGACCAGAAAUGAUCAAAUACUUGGAAUUGGCUCUUUCACAGGAAGUGUAUGAAUAUCUCGAGGAACUUGAUCAAAUGAAUUGGUCAGCCCGAGGUAAUGUAUUGAAUCAAUAUUUCGAUGACUUCCACGAGAUCGUUCUGAUUCCCGCUUUAAUUUCACAUUGUACUAUUCUAUUUACUGUAGUUAUCUUUACAAUGAAAAGAAAAGAGGGUUUGCAUACGAUCCUGUUGGUAAGGCAACGUGCUUUUGUCACGCCCAUUACAUACGUAAAACGCACAAGUUCCAACAAACCUGCAAUAGACGUUGUCAACAGGAUGUGUUCGCACUGCCUGUUCCCAGCUUGUUGACAAGUUGUCAUUGGCUUGUGCUUGUUGACAAGUUGCUUCAAGGUUGUUGAGCUCAACAGACUUGUUACAAGUUGUUGUUACAAGUUGUUCCAACAACUUGUUCUCGUCAUGCAUUUCAACAAUUUGUCAACAAGUUGUGAGUUGAUGUGACUUGUUGCAAGGUUGAUGACUUUAACAGACUUUCUACAAGUUCGUAAUAAGUUGCUACGAGUUUGUUGCCUUCAACUUGUUACGUGCAGACGAUGUCAGAGUGGUCAGACUUUUCGGACCAACGCGAGUCUGUUGUCUUCAUCAAUCUUGUUACAAGGUGAUAACAACUUGUUCCGGAUUUGUCAAUAACUGGGAACAAGCAGUGCGAACACAUCUAGUUGACAAACUGUGAGAUAUCUACGCGUUGAUAGUUGAUCACCCAACACACUUGUUUCUAUUAACUGUGACUUUGUUUGUUUGUUUUCUCUAGCAAAUUUCCAUCUACGAAACGGCGCUGUUCUCUGGAAACUGCAUUGGAAAGCUGACGUAAGCAGAAAGGGAGCCUUGAGCUCGCUAGGCAUGAUGGUUAAUUAUAAAUAUAACCUUAAUGAGGUUGACGGGAAUAGCAGAGAAUACUUUUUGCGGGGAGAUGUGGCCGUUUCACAAGAUUUUAGACAAAAUUUAACAGACAAUUAGUUUUUGGAUAAAAUAUGGAAGUUGGUUCAGGUUUUUUCCCCAUUUAACAUAUUUCGGAAAUUAUGUUUAUUUUCAUUUUUAGGGACAGGUCAUUUUUAUGCCGGGGUUAGCACCGAAAAGAAAAGGGUUGGGUAAACAAAAUUUUAAGUGAGUAAAAGGUUGGGUAAAUGAAAAACAAAACAACUCAAGGGUUGGGUAAUAAAAAAAUUAUUGUCAUUUGCAAAGCAUGACUGAUUCAAAUAUUGAAUGAAGGCUAAAAAGCAAUGUCAACAGUCAUAUGUCACACCUAUAUGUAAAUCAAUCAGAGUCACUAUCUUGAUCAUUUCCCAAUUUGUCAGGAGGCAAAUGGUGUCUCAACAUGAAAUGUGCAGACAACAUGAAAUUUUAGACUGCAGAAAAUUGCACAAGCAGUUGUCAAACUCAUGUCACAGAAGUGAAAUUCAAGUGAUAAAAGACAUGCGCGACAACUGAAUGGUAUUCUUUUGUAAGUUUUUUGGACAGGGGUGGGUAUUUCUUAAUUGAUAUUUGAGGUUGGGAAAAAAUUUUUCUUACUUUUUAAUGCUUGGAUCAGCACAAUUUUGACCAAGAAAACAUUUCUUUGCGGUGCCACCCCCCGCCAAUGAAAUGUUCCCUUCAUUUGCGCCUUGAGAAUAGACAUGCAUGUUUAUUGCAUGAAAAAUUACUUAUAAAUUAAAUAUUACAUAUCAAUAUAAAUGAAAAAAAAACUAAUUAAAUAUAGAUCACAUGAAAUUUCACGCUGAAUUUUCUCAUGGUCAUACUUUCAAAAUGCGUUUUAGAAAACGUACUUCAAUAAUGACGUCACAAGGAAAAUAUUGAACGAAUUUAAUGUUUAUAAAAUCGUGCAAGAUAUUCCUGAGUACAAAAAUUACUAAAACUAGGUUGCUUUCUGUCUAAACUAUUUCGUAGUAAAUUUUAUUAUUCCUUGGUAUCAUUCAUGGUGGCGUUUUUCCCAUGCUGUUUUUCGCCUAAAAUAAAUAUUGUUUUAUGUUUUUACUUUUCUGAGCCGUAAAUUUUAAUCUUAUAAUCUAAUUUCGAGCGACUCGAAUACACGCAAUCGCAUUAAAUCCUCAAGAAAAACACUUAAAACGCUCAUUCGAGAAUAUAGUAUUGUCAAACUAAGCUUGUUUUCGUGAGUUUAGGUGCAAAGUUGUUCUGUUCGCUGAUCUAAAUCAUGAAAUAUACUUUUGUUGCAUUGUGUUUGCUAUCUUCAGUUUUGCUGGACGGCGUAACAGCCCAGAGAGGUACGGCUUUCUUGUUUUCCAAUUGUUUGUAGAUCUUAAAAUGACGUUAGUUAUUCCAAACGUGGGAGGCCAGUGUAGAGACGGUAGUUUACAAUAAUCUUCCGUGAUUUGUGUCUGAACUACCUGAAAAAAAUCUCGAACGUGGUGGUCCAGCGUCUAGGUAGUAUUUUGCAAUAAGUUGUUUGUGUCUGAGCUACACUAUAAAGUGUGUCUGAACUACCUGACUAAGAUAUCUCAAACGUGGGGGUCAGUGUAGGUAGUAUUCUACAAUAAGCUGUCGUGGUUUGUGUCUGAACUACCUGACUAAGAUAUCUCAAACGUGGGGGUCAGUGUAGGUAGUAUUCUACAAUAAGCUGUCGUGGUUUGUGUCUGAACUACCUGAAAAAGAUAUCUCAAACGUGGUGGUCCAGUGUAGGUAGUAUUCUACAAUAAGCUGUCGUGGUUUGUGUCUGAACUACCUGAAAAAGAUAUCUCAAACGUGGUGGUCCAGUGUAUGUAGUAUUCUACAACACACUACCGUAGUGCUAAAAAGUGGACGUUGAGGUCCAGCUCCGCUUCACCGAUCAAAAUACAUUUCACGUUUUCGGCGAAGACCUUUAACCAGAAGAUUACCAAUGGUUGUUUAUUCAUAAUUCUGACGAAGGCCAUUGCUGGAAACUUCGAUAUGUUUUUAAUCUUCUCAGGUGGUUAAGACACAAACCGCAGCCAGCCAGCCACCACAUACAUGUUAGUUCAGGUCUGAACACGUUGGGCAAUGUUAGACCUUUAACCCCUUACAGACAAGCUAGUAUCCUUUAUAGUUUUUCCUAUCAAAGCUUUUGCUUUUCGGUGUAACCCAUGGAGCUAUCCACUAUAAAUAAGUUGUGAUUUCCUCUUGUAAUAACACUGGAUCAAUAUAGGGUGGCCGUUACCGGACCUCUAGAAAGAACAGUUUAGAACUGAUAAAGCUAUCCAGUAUAAAUAAAGUUAGUUCAGUUGUGGAUUCCUCCUGUAUAGUAACACUGGCUCAAUAGAAUAUAUCCCUUAUACUGGACCUCUUGGGACCUUACUGGAUUUCCAGUUUAGAACUGUUUAGGUAUAUGGGAAAAUUUUGGGCAUCGCAAGGCGGCAGGUUCGAUUCUUGCGAGACAACCGAUAAUUGAGCCGUAACAACUGCUCCUUGUUACAUCUAAAUUUUUCGGGCCGCAAUGGAUGAUUCCAGGUAUAUGGACUAAAUUUUGAUCUAGGCAAGAAGAACAAAAUCCAUCACCACAGCUAGAAAGAGCAUGUUAACAUUAGUAAAAUUUCAAAGUUUGGUUGCGAAAUGUUGUAAAAUGAGGAAAAUAUAGUCCUGUGAAAUUUGCAAAUUUUGUAUUAAUUUGUAUUACGCGCGGGAAAAUGCACCACAUGUACAAAGUGGGUAAUGCAAAUUAAUACAAAAUUUGCAAAUUUCGUAGAGCUAUAUUUUCCUCAUUUUACAGCAUUUCGCAACCAAACUUUGCAAUUUUAACAUGCUCUUUCCAGCUGUGGUGAUGGAUUUUGUUCUUCUUGCCUAGAUCAAACUAGAUUUAGUCUAUAGCUGCAAUCAUCCAUUAUCCUCGUCAAGAAACCCUUGAACAGUUUGAUCCAAUAGAGCUAUCCAGUAUCAGUACAGUCAGUUUAGUAAAUGUCAAGUUUUGGGACAUUUGCAUUCGAUGUUAUACAAUUAUGGUUUCCGUGUUUGGAUGGCCUGAUCCAAACACUUGGUAAUGUUGAUCAAUGUUGCUCGACGAGUUAAGAAAAGCGCGCGAAUAACAACUUUCCGUGUUAAAAUUUCACUUUAAAAAACUUUCACUUUAAUUUCCGUGUUUGGAUGGCCUGAUCCAAACACAGGUUUCGACCAAUCAGAGCACACGUUAUAUACAUGUUAUUUUAUAAAAGUAUUUCCAGAAGGAUUUUGUAGGUGGAAAAUUGGAGUGUGAAUUUUAUACAUUUAUUAGACCUAACCAUGCAGGAGCAGUUACGAAAAAUGCAACUACCGUCUGGCAUGAAUUGAACCUGCGGCCCUGACAUUCUGGUGCAGCGCUCUAACCAACUGAGCUACAGGUUGACAGUUGUCGAGCUCUAACCACAAGUUCAUGUAUGUUCAACUACAAAACCAUUGUAGAAUUUGUUUAGUAACCAUCUUUUUUUUGUAUUUCAGAUUAUAACUGCUAUGAGCCUGUUGAUGUGGCCGUCAUCUUAGACACCUCGUCCUAUUUCGGCUCGGAAAAUUUUGCACAGCUUAAGUUAUUCGCCAAAAAUUUCAUCAGCUAUUUUGAGCUGACGAACAACGGCCUGAAUCCAUUUAUCGGCUUUAUUCCGUACAGCGACAAAAUUGUCGAAAGGAGCGUGAUAAAUUUCCGCUAUUCUACCUCGACGCAACGAUUGAGCCAAAAAAUCGAUCGGCUUAAUUUCGGCGGCGCUUGGGGAACGCGUUUGGAUUUGGCGUUAAAGUAUGCCCGGGAGAAGCUUUUUACCAUAAAUAAAGGGUCAAGGUCAUGGGUCCCACACGUCGUUUUGGCCAUAACCGGAAGUGCUCAGUACUGGGACUCAGGCCGCAAGGAUGCAAUUCAACGCGAAGCUGGGUUGUUGCGGAACUCUGGUGUCGAGUUAAUGAUCGCAUCGGUUGAUCCCACACAAAGUAAUCAGGGAUAUUUGAGGUCUUUAGUGGAUUCGCAGGGAGAUUUAUUUAUGGUGUCGUAUCCCUAUCUGUUGUACGGGAUCUCUGAGAGGAUUACAAGACACGUCUGUCCUGUGCCAAGUAAGUGCCUGGAUUAGCUGUGUUUUUUUAUGUAUGGGUGGGAUACUGGAAUAUUAAUGUUGUAAUUAGGACACCUCUCUAAUACAGAUGCUUUUAUACAGACACCUCUCUAAUACGGAUACCUUUCUAAUACGGACAUCUUUCUAAUAUGGACAUCUCUCUAAUACAGACACCUUUCUACUACAGACACCUCUCUGAUACGGUCACCUCUCUAACACAGACAUCUCUCUAAUACGAAAACCUUUCAAAUACGGACACCUCUCUAAUAGGGACACCUCUCUAAUACGGACAUCUAUUUAAUACGGAUACUUCUCUUAUACAGAUACCUCUCUAAUACGGACACAUCUCUAUAAUACGAACACUUUUCUAAUACUGACACCUCUCUAAUAAAGACAUCUUUCUAAUACACGGACAUCUUUCUAAUACAGACACCUCUUUAAUACAAAUGUCUCUCUAAUAUGGACACCUCUCUAAUACAGGCAUCUCUCUAAUACAGACACCUCUUUAAUACAGAUGUCUCUAAUACAGAUAUCUCUCUAAUACAGACACCUCUUUAAUACAGACACUUCUUUAACACAGGCAUCUCUCUAAUACAGACAUCUCUCUAAUACAGAUAUCUCUCUAAUACAGAUAUCUCUCUAAUACAGACACCUCUCUAAUACAGACACCUCUUUAAUACAGGCAUCUCUCUAAUACAGACACCACUUUAAUACAGAUGUCUCUCUAAUACAGACAUAUCUCUAAUACAGACAUCACUCUAAUAUAGACAUCUCUCUAAUACAGACACCUCUUAAAUACAGACGCCUCUCUAACACGGACACUUUGCUGCUUUGGAAUAUUAAUGUUGUAAUUAGGACACCUCUCUAAUACAGAUGCUUUUAUACAGACACCUCUCUUAUACGGAUACCUUUCUAAUACGGACAUCUUUCUAAUAUGGACAUCUCUCUAAUACAGACACCUCUUUAAUACAGGCAUCUCUCUAAUACAGACACCUCUUUAAUACAGAUGUCUCUCUAAUAUAGACAUCUUUCUAAUACAGACAUCACUCUAAUACAGACAUCUCUCUAAUACAGACACCUCUUUAAUACAGACGCCUCUCUAACACGGACACUUUGCUAUGUCCCAGUAUCAGAGAAGUUCGAAUCUGUAACAAACAUUUUAACAUUUCCAACCCUCUCUUACAGGUACACUGGGUUGUCCGGGUAAAGUUGACAUCGCUUUUAUUGUGGAUUCCUCUGGUAGUAUAUCCAACCCAGACUACAGCAAAAUGAAGUACUUCAUGUUCUCCAUCGCGAAAGCAGUCAACAUCUCCGAGAAUGGCGCACGCGCGGGGAUCGUGAUUUACAGCAAAACCGCCGAACUGGUGGCGAAAUUUAGUGACCAUACGAAUAUAAAAGGUUUCAGGAGUGUCGUAUAUAGUUUGAAACAUAUGAGGUCAUUCACACGAAUUGAUUUAGGUAUGUGCUAGAUAACAGUGCGGCCAAUCUUGAACAUGACUAUUGAGACCAUUCCAGCCAAUAUUGCAAAGCUAAUUAUGCACGUUGAUAAAACACGUUUCGUCACUCCUUCUCUCCCAGUUCAAUCUAUAAACAACGCCGAAACAACUUUUGAUAAUACAUAAUUCCAGCUAUCGACUAAUUUUUUAUCUAGACAAGAAAGACGAAAUAUAUCAUUAUAAUUAUCCUAAAAUUAGUAAAAUUGCAAAGUUUGGUUGCGAAAUGUUGUAAUCUACAGAAAAUAUAGCCCUGUGAUAUUAGCAAAUAUUUCGGUAUUACGCGCGGUAAAAAUAACCAUUUUUGAGCAGAAAGUGGUUAUUUUUACCGCGCGUAAUACUAUAAAAUACUCAAAAUUUGCUAAUUUCACAGGGCUAUUAUUUUCCGUAUUUUACAACAUUUCGCAACGAAACUUUGUAAUUUAACUAAUUUUAGGAUGCUCUUUUGAGCUAUAAUGUUAUAUUUCGUCUUUCUUGUCUAGAUAAAAAAUUAGUCGACAGCUAGAAUCAUCUAUUUACCAUAACACAAGCUCAACAUUGAGUUUGGAGAUCGAGGGCUUAUUGCCGAUUUCAGGUAACUUUCAACACGCUGUUCCCAAGUUCGUUGCGAACUUGCCAAUUACGUUGUCAAGUUUGGAAGUUGGGCGUGAACUUCGCAACGAAGUUUGCAAGUUCAUUUCAAACAAGUUCAUUUGGAAACGUAAUUGGCAAGUUGACAACAAACUUGGAAACCGCGCUUUGAAAAGUAAUAUGAAAUCGACAAUAAGAAACACAACAUGAUUUAACAUGGAAUUUAUCACGUGGGGUAUGCUAAUUUUGCCUAGAGGGAAAGGUAUAGUCUCAACCGGUCAUGUCCAAGAUUGUCAAUUAUAUCUUCGGGUGCAAAUUAAGAAUUUUUUAUGGAAACAAAUGUUGUAAGCUGACUAUUGAUUUUAGGUCUCCAAGUCGCGCAUACACAACUGUUCUCGCCUGUCUAUGGUGGAGCGCGUCCUGGAGUCAAGAAACUUGCGUUUAUUUUGACUGACGGAAGACAGACCUCAGUAAAUGGCGUUCAGGUAAAUGUGUUUCUGAAUAGAUGAUUUGAUUUGGGUACACUAUUAUUAAAUCUCCUGUGUUCUCUCUCUAAUUGGACACUUUGAAUUUUUAAACUUAAAAAAAUUUUGAAAAAUGUUGUCAUCAGUAUUCCAAACGAUAUGUGAUUCGAAAGAAAUGCGACGAUACUUGCGUUAAUCCAAAAAAUAAAACAUCGUAUUCACGUUUUAAAAUUAUCAACUUGAGUUUUUAAUUUUUGUUUCGAGCCUUUUAAUUUUUGUUAUAACACAUUAUCUAUACACCCUCCGCUCGGGGUAUUCGGCGAAAUAUUACCCCAGUGAUGAUAUUACCCCAGUGAUGACAUCGGGAAAUAUCAUCACUUCGGGUAAUAUUUCGAAUAUAUGCAGAAUUCUUUAGGUCUCGUAGGAAAACUCUCUGGGUGGGACCGCCCCCUACAACCAUAAUCCCCCCCCCCCGAAAAUAUGUCUGCCCUGUACAACUAGCGUAUGCAGCAUCAAUCACAAUCUCGUUCCCCGAGCCUGCGAUCCUCUGGAAGGAACGUGAGGCUCUGGGAUAUUCCGUUGCCGGAAACCAGGAAUCCUGGCUAAGAUUGAACUAUAAUUGAACUACGCAUUCUAUUUCAACGGCCAAUCAGAAUCCUCCCUGAAACGGAUUAUCCCAGAGCCUCGCCACAGGGCCUCGCGUUCCUUCCCGAGGAUCACAGGCUCGGGGAACGAGAUUGCAUCAAUCACUAAAUAUUUUUUUAAUGUCUUCCAGGUUUCACUAAGGCAAGCAGCGCGACCUCUGCUCGACAGUGGUGUGAAGACUUUGUCCAUUGGUAUAGGAGCAGCAGUGGAUAAAAAGGAACUCCGGGCGAUGGUUGAGUACGAUGAGGAUGUUAUCACGGCAGAAAAUUUUGACCAACUGAUAAAGAAUAUUCAGAAUAUUACGCAGCAAACUUGCGAAGAGAUAAGUAAGAUAUUAAGCUGCCGUUGUUUAUGUGUCUGAACUACAUGAAAAAAUACUGUCAACAAGAUGUGUUCGCAACAGGCUUGUAGCAAGCUUGUCAACACGUUGCAACAACGCUGAUUUUAUCAAGUUGCUACAAGGUUGUCAGUCACAACUUGUUGACAAAUUGUUGAAUUGCAGGACGAUAACAAGUUGUUGGAGCAACUUGUAACAAGUCUGUUGAGCUCAACAACUUUGUAGCAAGUUGUCAACAAACCGUUGACAACUUGCUAACAAGCUGGGAACAAGCAGUGCGAACACAUCCUGUUGACAAGUUGUUGCAACAGCAUUGCUACAAGUCUGCUGCAUGGUAGGCUCAGAUUCCAACCGUUGGGUUCUCGGCACUCACCCCUACGGCUGGAAUCUGAGCCUAGCUGCAGGGUUGUUACCGUGCGUUAUGUGUGUAGGUUAGUGUUUAAGUGAUAGAUCCAUAAAGUCGGUUUCGUUAAGUAGCGACACUAGAUCAAAAGGGGAUAUCACUUACGGUAAUAACAAGCUUUCGUUGGUAGGGAUCCAACUACUCGAAAAAUGUAAGGAGUUUGGAAAUGAGGCGCAUUUCAUGUCUUUUGCGGCUAUCGUUGCUUCCAGAAAUGGGACAGAGGGCUCGAAUUUUCAUAACUGAAACCUGUGAUUGCCAGUAUUAAAAUGUCUGGUUAGCAUCAUUGCCAAUGACUGCACGCCGAUGCUCACCAAGCCUUGUCCUCAAAGAUCUUCCAGUUUCUCCAAUACAAAGCAUGCCACAUCAACUGCAUGAGAUGCAGUAGAUGAGAUGGGACGACGAAUCCCACAGAAUGGCACUCAAUUACUGCACCUUCAGAUAGAACAGUUCAGACUUGUUCACAAUCGACAGAAUUUGUUAAGGGCACCCAGAGGCAGGGCAAAGGCUUGCACCACAAAACGAUAUCUCAGCUUUGCUGAUAUCGGUUUGAACUACAAUAUAAAAGGGGGCCUCAAUAUGUGGUGACCUAUGGUGGUGACAAUUAGCUAUUCCGAAGUUGAUGAGAGGAUUGGGGAGUGGGGGACGAGUGUUAAAAAAUGCCCAAAUUAAAGAAGAAAUGAACCAAAUAACUAAAAAGACCACCUCAGAAUUAGUAAGUAUACAAAGUUUGAAGACGUUUACAUGAAUACUCUUCGAAUAAUAAGCAUUCGAAAAUUGUGCAAUUACUGAUUAAAGGAUUGUUUUUGGGACGCGCGUCCCAAAAACAAAAAUUACAAUACAUUUCAUAGUAAAUAUCACGAUUUUCGAAAGCUUGUUAUUCGAAGGAUAUUCGUGUGAACGUCUUCAAACUUUGUAUACUUACUAAUUUUGAGGUGGUCUUUUUAGUGAUUUGGUUCAUUUCUUAAUUUGGGCAUUUUUUAAAACUCGUCCCCAGUCCACUCAUCAACUUCGGAAAGGCUUUUAACACCGGAAAGCCGCUGAUUGUGUGAGGGAAUCAAAGGAAGAGUCCUUCACUCAAAAUGUUCGAGUUUUAAAUCUCAGGUAGUUGAAUCCGUCUCUUGUAUUUUUUUUUAAUAUUUUCUAUUUCAUUAUUUCAGCCAUCACACCGUGCAAGCAUGCGGCAGACAUCGCCUUCGUUGUGGACACCUCGACAGACGUAAGUCACCAAGAUUUUCAAAAAAUGAAAGACUUUCUCAUUGCCGUGGAAAAACGUUUCAGAAUAGCGGAAUUUGGCAGCAGACAUGGCGUAAUUGUUCACGGAAGCAGGGCUGAACUAUUGGUUAGAUUGAACGGGGCUCAAAAUUCUAUAGAGUUCGUAAAAGCGGUCGAUAGCGUAUGGCGUAUCGGUGGCCAGAGAGCAAGUUACAGGGCACUGGAAAUAGCGGAAAAUGCCCUUUUUGACUUUGGUAACGGCGCACGACGGAACGCUCCGAAGGUGAUCGUCAUGGUAACGGCUGGUGGCGAGAGCGGCUUUUCAAAUAGUGCGUACCUCAAUCAGCUUGCAAAGCGUUUACGAGAUCGGGCUGUGGUCGUUAAGGUUGUCGGAAUCGGCUCGGCUCUUACUCGAAAUGCGUUGUUACCCCUUGUCGCAUCGUCAGCCGAUCUAUAUCGACCUAGUUCUGUCGAUGAUUUGAAGGACGAGACGCCAGCUUUGUCUGACAGCAUUUGUAUGAACAUCGGUAUGUAUGUGAUCUUAUGUGUAGCCUCAUUACAAUAUUGUAAAUAAGUAAGUAGCGAACGACUGGAACAACCAAUUUGGAGGGCCCCCUAUACUUUUUGCGUGAAGCGUGAAGGGCUUAUUUUACUUAGCCGUGAAACGUGAUUGGGCCCCCUAUACGUUUUGUGUGAAGCGUGAAGGGCUUAUUUUACUUAGGCGUGAAACGUGAUCGAUGAUUUUCUUAAUUCGUGACUCGUGAAAAGGCAAAAUAUUUUUACGUGAAAGCAUAUUGUGAAGAGGUAUAGGGGGCCCUCAAUUUGUGCGCAAACUGCUGCUAAAACAAGCGCAGGGUUAAAAGCUACGCCUAUAGGUUAAUUUUUUUACCCAACCUCAACUACCAAUUAAAAAAUAAGUACCUACCCCUGGCCAAAAACUUUACAAAAGGAUACCAUUUAGUCACACAUGUCCUUUACCACACCUGGGACAUGAAUUUGAUAACUGCUUGUGCAAUUAUCUGCAGUGUAAAGUCUCAUGUUGUCUGAAGAUGUACUUUUUUGGAGACACCAUUUGCAUCUUGACAAAUCGGAAAAUGAUCAAAAUAGUGACUCUGAUUGAUUUACAUAUAUUGUAAUAUUGACUUAUGACUGUUGACAUUGCUUUUUAGUCUUAAUCUUCAAUAUUUUGAGUGGGUCAUGUUUUGGAAAUGACAAUAAAUUUUUAUUACCCAACCCUUGAGUUGUUUUGUUUUUCAUUAAUUUACCCAACCUUUAACUCGCUCAAAAUUUUGUUUACCCAACGCUUUUCUCUUCAGUGCCACUCCUCGCCAUGAAUAAUGACUGGUCCCUGCAAAUGUCUAUAAUACAAAAUUGAUAAAAAAUUGUUUGCCUGAUAAAAGUUAUAGAAUUACUUUAUAGAAAGAUCUAUUUUCUUUUGUAGGGCCUACUAAAUGUGAUAAGGCUAUAGACAUCGCCUUUAUCUUGGAUUCGUCCGGAAGCAUAAUGAAAGAUGAGUUUUUAGAAGCCAGGAAUUUCGUAGAAGCGAUUGCAGAAACCUUCACGAUUUCGCGUGAAAAAACCCAUGUCGGACUCAUGAUCUACAGCAACGAGGCGAGAAUUAUGGCGAAAUUUAAUAAGAUUCACUCCAAGGAAGAUUUGGGUACCGAACUUGACGCUUUACCACAUCUUCGAGGCAGAACCCGAAUCGACCUAGCUUUGAAGUUGGCUUCUGCCGAAAUGUUUACUGGGAAUGGUGGAAUGCGAUGGUCUACGUCAGUCCCAAAGGUUGCCAUGGUGAUCACUGAUGGUCGGCAGUCGCCGGCAGCCGAUGCAAUCCGAUUGGACGAAGCCGUGGCCCCAUUGUUAGUCAGGGGAGUGAAAGUGCUGUCUGUUGGCGUGGGAGAUAAGAUUGAUCGUUGGGAAUUAGAGAUGAUGGUCAAAUCGCCUGAGUUGGCAUUCUGGGCUGGGAGUUAUCGUGCACUGCGCGUACAGCUGGCUGCAAUUGCAAGAGAACUUUGUCUUGGCGAGUGAAUAAGGCGUUAUUCUGUUUAUUAAUUUAACUUUAGGGGUGUUCACAUAGAGGUGCAAAUCACUCAUAGAAAUUGUACUUUUGUACUUUCCAAAAGUGCGGUCAUUUUGUGGUUGGACUUUUUUCAGUAAUUUUGCCGUAUUUUUUAAAAUCACCUAGAAAAUAACAUCUUCCGUUUCAAUGUUCUCAAAUCUUCUUUUUUGCUUCGAAAUGAUACUUUAGGUUGUUAUUUAAGAGGCAAUUUUUUUCAAUGUCACCUAUUUGCAAUGAAAAGUGUUCAAAACCUAAAAUCUUUUUGGCGUUCCUCUCAAAAUUACUUUGUUCUAGCUUUAUUCUCUAGUUUAUAGAGUUAGCAACCCUUUUAAAUGCAUCUUCCGGUUGAGAAACAUAAAAUAAUAGUUAAAAAUUGUCAACUAAAAUACAAUUAUCAAUGAUGCUUUAAAAUUGACGACAUAUUUACAGCCAUAUAAGCAAAACUCACUGAACUUCAGACAUCAUUUUCUCUUUGGCGUACCAUCUAAAAUCUCUUCAUUUUAGCCUUAUUUUACAGAUAAAGCACUAAACAUACUUUUUAAGUUUGUUUGCCGAUUGAGAAACGUAUCGAAAAAUAAAAAUUUUGUAUUUAGUCAUAACCUCAAGUGGUAUAUUAUACGCAUUAGUUUUGAGCGCGUGUUACGUAACAUACAAAAAAAUCUCCUCUUAAUUUUCAUAGUCUCAAAUCCGCAUUUUUUGUGCCCUGACAACAUUAAAAAAUGGCCUUGACAACAUAGUGCCACCGCCUUGACAACAUUCAUUGAGUUACGAGAUUCGCAAUAAAACAAUGUGUUUUUAUUGUUUUCAAUGUUCUGAUGAAGCAAUGGAGUAAAAUGCACGAGAUAAUAAUUUUUUUGGUUAGAAAUUUUCGUCCAGGUCGGUGGGAUAAAAUAAUUGCAAGUAGAUUGAUACAGCAGAGUGCUAGCUGGUUCCACUAGACAGUGGCGGAAAUCUUGGGCGGUCGCCCGCCCCCUCCCCCCUCCCCCCACCUUCCGGAAAAUUGACGAAUUUUCGGAAAUUUUGAUCUAAAAGAGGGCUAAAAUGUCGGAAAUUUAGGAGGCUUUGCCCCCCACCGAAAAAAGUGAUUUCCGCCACUGCUACUAGAUUAUAUCUGAAUUUCAGACGUAAAUUUUAGAUCUCAAGAAUCUAUUUGAUGAGUUUUUAGCAUUGUCAAGCAUAUAUUUGUGGAUUUUGGGACUUUUAAUUAAAGACUUUGAGCUUUUACGAGACUUUUGGAGUGAUUUGCCCCUCGAUCUACAAGAAGUCCUGUCGUGAUCGAAGGGCUACGUGUUUACAUGAGAAAAAUCCACUGGAAAAAUCAGCGUCCAUCUUUUAAUGUCACUGAUUGAAGUAAUUACUGUUUAAUUAGAUUAAUUGUAAAGAUAAUUAUGGUACACAAUUAAAACAACAAUCAAUUUUAUUGGCCAGGUGGUCCAUCGC
Molecule: messenger RNA, 23866 nt
Organism: Paramuricea clavata
Lineage: Eukaryota; Metazoa; Cnidaria; Anthozoa; Malacalcyonacea; Plexauridae
Source: the annotation of a GenBank genome assembly